Molecule: messenger RNA, 910 nt
Organism: Conger conger (European conger)
Lineage: Eukaryota; Metazoa; Chordata; Actinopteri; Anguilliformes; Congridae
Product: coiled-coil domain-containing protein 3-like
Exons: 3
Coding region: 1-831 (276 amino acids)
Biological process (GO): negative regulation of gene expression
Cellular component (GO): extracellular region
Source: RefSeq, a predicted model, not a curated record
AUGGGUGCAAUUGUUGCGAUAAUACUUGUCACUUGUCUUCGCGGCAUUUUGGGAUGUCAACUUCCCCAGGACUGGAGACCACAGACCGAGCCAUGCAGAGCCGAGUUGGCAGAGAUUAUCGUUUUUGCCAAAGUUCUGGCGAUUCACAAGGACUUCUACAACGUGUAUAACUAUCUCCCGUGGCAGUACAACACGGACCUCUUAUACUCUGCAGAGAUAGAGCUGCUGUGUGAUCAGGCAUGGGGCAGCAUGCUGGAGGUACCCGCCGGCUCAAGGUUUAAUGUCACCGGACUUGGUUACUUCCCUUGUUACUCCUACAGCGUCGUGGAGGACAAUGCAUAUUAUUUCUUUCUGAGGAUGGACGAGAACUACAACAUCAUUCCUCACAGCGUGAACUUCCAGGAUCCCAUCUUCCCGGACACACCGGAGAUCCACCGCAUGUUUGCCAGCCUCUUCCAGUUCGCAAACUGCACGGCGGGGACCCAGGUCCACACUCACAGCCCGGAGUGGGAAGCUCAGGAGGACAGCCGGCUGCUGUGCUCUGCGGUGCAGGAGGCCUUAUAUGAGGAGGAGGAGCGGGUCAAAACCCUCUCUCAGAAGGUCCGCUCCCUGGAGAAGGCCAACAGCCACCUGCGGGACAAGGUGAAGAGCCUGAAGCGGCUUCUGAGGCAGGCUAAGAGUGAGACCAAGGAGAAGAAGCAACACCUCAAACUGCUGCUUGAGCCCGAACCCGCUAACACCAGCCGGGACUCGCACCCCCAACAGGACACCACCCAGGAACGGAGCAAGCCCCAAAGAAAGGUCAUCUCCAGGCCCAAGCCCAAGCACUGAACCUGUCCUGGACUCCGUCCCAGCCACGGUCAAAGGUCACCCAUUACUCAUCUGCUGACCCAAGGGAAAACACACAGAU